Molecule: messenger RNA, 3348 nt
Organism: Talaromyces amestolkiae
Lineage: Eukaryota; Fungi; Ascomycota; Eurotiomycetes; Eurotiales; Trichocomaceae
Exons: 7
Coding region: 1-3348 (1115 amino acids)
Source: RefSeq, a predicted model, not a curated record
AUGCAGAUCUUCAACCUCAUUUGCGGCCUGCUAGCUAUCGCCAGCACCGUUGUAGCUGCCCCCGCUGCUCGCUGUGAUUCCUCAGAGCCGUCGACGACAGGUAUCGAGUCGCUCCUGCAGCGCCGAUUGCCGCAGCAUGCGGACAAAUUCGAGUUUGGUAUUGUGAAUGCAACCUCGCUCGGAGAGAAUGACGUUUAUGUCGUAUCGAAUGGGGAGAAUGGGAAAAUUAAGGUUGAGGGUAGUUCGUUGAGUGCGUUGGCUACAGGAUUGCAUCGCUAUCUGGCUGAUGUUGCGCAUGUCGAUAUCUACUGGUUUAUUGGCAGCCGUCUUGACCAAAUUGCCGGACAACUCCCAAAGGUCAGCGAGACCUUGACGGGAUCUAGCGUUGUGCCGUAUCGAUAUCACUUCAACACUGUAACAACAUCCUACACUGCCGCAUUCUGGUCCUGGGAAGACUGGGAACUCCAACUCGACUGGAUGGCGCUUCGCGGCGUAAACCUGCCUCUGGCCUGGAUCGGCGUCGAAAAGAUCUUCAUCGAAGUCUUCCAAGAGCUUGGACUGACCGACGCCGAGAUCGCUGAUUUCCUUAGUGGCCCUGCGUUCCUUGCAUGGAAUCAUUUCGGUAAUAUUCAGGGAUCGUGGGGCGGUUCGCUACCCUAUUCAUGGGUUGAUAGUCAGUUCGACUUGCAGAAGAAGAUUGUCCAGCGUAUGGUUGAGUUGGGUAUGACGCCCAUCCUGCCUGCAUUCCCGGGGUUUGUGCCGAGAGCAAUUACAAGGGUGCUUCCUGAUGCGGAUGUUAUUAAUGGUUCUGCGUGGGAGGCGUUUCCAACGUUGUAUACGAACGACGCAUUUAUGGAGCCCACGGAUCCUCAUUUUACCGAGAUUCAGAAGAGCUUUAUUUCCAAGCAGACUGCGGCAUAUGGAGACGUCACCACAUUCUACACACUGGAUCAAUUCAAUGAGAAUAACCCGUCCUCUGGUGACUUGAGUUAUUUGAAAAAUGUCAGUUCCGGAACCUGGCAAGCGCUCAAAGCCGCUGCCCCAAACGCUACAUGGGUUAUGCAGGGCUGGCUGUUUUCGAGUAACUCUGCAUUCUGGACCAACGACCGCGUUGAAGCGUACCUUGGCGGUGUGACCGUUAACUCAGAUUUGCUGAUUCUAGAUCUCGCGUCUGAGUCGCUGCCGCAGUGGCAGCGCACAAACUCUUACUUCGGCAAGCCCUGGAUAUGGUGCCAGAUCCAUGACUAUGGCGGUAACAUGGGAUUCUACGGGCAGGUCAUGAACAUCACCGUCAACCCGAUUGCCGCGCUGAACAAUGCAACGACCUCUCUUGUCGGAUUUGGUCUUUCCAUGGAGGGACAGGAAGGUAAUGAGAUUGUCUACGAUCUUUUGCUCGAUCAGGCCUGGAGCGCGACGCCGAUUGACACAGCCACAUACUUUCAUGACUGGGUUGCCGCGCGAUACGCUGGCAGCAAAUCUAUCCCCACCGACGUCUACAACUCAUGGGACCUUCUGCGAACAACCGUCUACAACAACACCAACCUCGCCUCCAACGCCGUCCCCAAGGCAAUCUUCGAACUGAUCCCCAGCGCAACUGGCCUUGUGAAUCGAACAGGCCACCACCCAACAACCCUCAACUAUCACCCAGCCGACAUGGUCAAAGCAUGGAGUCUAUUCUACAAUUCAGCCUUCAAGGAACCCUCUCUCUGGCUGAAUCCAGCCUAUGAGUUUGAUCUUGUCGAUAUGUCUCGCCAGGUGUUGGCAAACGCCUUUAUUCCAGUCUAUCAAGAACUCGUUGCGGCAUGGAACACCUCCACUCCAUCAACAACCAAAAUCCAGACCAUCGGCGCAGAGCUCAUCGGUAUCUUGACCGCCGUCGACACAAUUCUCAGCACAAACGAGAAUUUCAAACUGUCAACCUGGAUCUCUGCCGCGCGCACAUCCGCGGGCCAACAGAAUCUAGAAGAUUUCUUGGAGUACGACGCUAUUAACCAAAUCACUCUCUGGGGCCCCGCGGGCCAGAUUAGCGAUUAUGCUUCCAAGUCCUGGGCUGGACUCGUAUCGUCGUACUACAUUCCGCGAUGGGAGAAGUUCAUUGAUUAUCUGGUCGACACAAGACCGGCGCAGUAUAACCAAACAGCUUUCAAUGCGGAGUUGUUGAAGUGGGAGUUGCAAUGGCAGAACGAGACUAUUGCUGCUGCUACGAAGAACGGUGCAGAGGCUAAAGUCGCUGGAGGUGUGGAGGGGGUACCGCUCUUACUGUUCCUCACAAUCGUGCUCGCAGGACUCAUGGCCAUGAGCGAAUCACUAGCCACAGCAAAACGGAGCACAGAAUCGUACUUGACAUACUCUACGGUGAAAGGCUAUUUCCUGCAGGACGAGGAGGAUACAGAUUCACGCAAUUUCGACUAUGUUGCGACUAAUUUCGGCCUCAUAAAUCGGACUUAUGAUUAUGAGGGGCAAUUAUCUGCACGACAUGAAGGACACGAGGAUGAAGCUGAGCCAACGACGCAAUGGUCUCGCUUCGAGCGACAAGUUCGCACUUUAAAUGAACAAGCAGACCCAAAUGUGGCGUACAAAGUCCUCUACCUCGGCCGACAUGGCGAGGGCUUCCACAACGUUGCGCAGAGCUGGUAUGGCGAUGAUGCCUGGGAUUGCUACUGGUCACUCCAAGAUGGCAACGAGACAUCAAUCUGGUCUGAUGCCCGACUCACACAAGUCGGAAAGUCGCAAGCCCAGACCGCGCAUGAUGCAUGGCAGAAACAGAUUGAGCAGCAAGUCCCGUUUCCGGAGAUGUUUUACGUUAGUCCAUUGAAUCGGUGUUUGGAGACUGCAGCGAUUACGUUUCGGGGACUGGAGAAGGAGGUUGUGAGACCCUUCAGGCCGACGGUUAAGGAGUUGGUACGAGAAACCAUUGGUAUACACACCUGCGACCGCCGCUCCAGCAAAACUGCCAUUCAAGAAGAAUACCCAGACUACAUCAUCGAAGAAAGCCUCACCGAAAACGACGAACUCUGGCAUCCCGAAGAGCGCGAAUCAGACUCUGCGCACAACGCUCGCUUGAAGAAAUUCCUCGACGACAUCUUUGCAGCCAACACAGACAACACAUUCAUCUCCAUCACAGCGCAUUCAGGCGCCAUAACCUCUAUAUUGGAUGUCGUCGGGCAUAGACGAUUCGAACUACAGACUGGCGGCGUUAUACCGGUUCUCGUAAGGGCGGAGAGACUGCCGGGAAAGGAGCCGGAUAGAAUUAUUGAGCCUCCCACGGGCGUGCCGGCAUGUAAGAGUGAUCCGUUGGCGGCUGGAGGGAAAGGGCCGUUACAGGUUAGAGAGGUAGUUGAGGUAUAA